AGAUAAACAAUAUCUCGCUCUUUAGUCCUAAGUAAUGUUGUAGACUGCAGGCUUUCAGUAGCAUGACAGCAUUAGCAACGAAUGUGCUCGACACACCAGAAUCAGCUAUUGAGUACACUAUCACUAAUCCACGAAUCUUGAAUGUUUCCGAAAUGCUUGCGCAACCCAAUGUGCAGGCUCUCCAGCAGUCAAACCCUGCAUUAUACAAAACGUUAGAAGUAUUUGCCUAUGGGACUAUCAAAGAUCUUCCAGAGGGGGUAAAUUUACCACCUGCAGCACUACGAAAACUUCAACAACUUUCACUGAUCAGCUUAGCAGCUACUAGUACAUCGAAUAGACAGCUUCCUUAUGCGGAAGUCAUGAAGUACCUCGGUAUUACAUCCGUUCGUGAGCUUGAAGACGUUGUAAUUGACGCGAUUUACAAUAAACUGAUCAAGGCUCGUCUUGACUCGAAAGGACAGUUCAUCGAAGUCGAUGACUGGGCGUCUCGCGACACUCCAGCAAGUAAUCUUCCAUCCAUAAUAAACACGCUCUCGGAGUUCGCACGUAGCGCUACAGAUGUUCGUCAGCAAACGUUAGAAGAUGCUGACAGACGUGACGCUCAAGUGACUGCCGAUCGUAAACGUGCGCAGCAAGCCGAGGCCGAUUUAGCAGCAGCCAGAAAGGCACUAGACGAAUCUGUGCUAGCAACGAUGAACUCCCAUGAUCCAUCGACAUCUAGAGCAAAAGCAUCUCGAUCAGUGCGACAGCGAGCUGGACAAACGGCGCCAGCCAGUAAAUAA
This is a messenger RNA of Cylicocyclus nassatus, 782 nucleotides long. The record is from the annotation of a GenBank genome assembly. Lineage: Eukaryota; Metazoa; Nematoda; Chromadorea; Rhabditida; Strongylidae.